AUGGCAUUACUGGGCAAAUGGAAUUUGAGGUAUUUGACUGAACCACAGAGCCUUUGGUGUAGGGUGAUAAAGGCGAGGAGCGAAAAGUAUGGUGACUCAUCUUGGUGGAAAGACAUUCAGGCCAGCUGCGUUUUUGAGGGGUGGAACUGGUUUGAAACUGGACUUCAGAAAACUAUGUUAGAAGGUGACGCUACAAAAUUCUGGAAUGAAAAUUGGAUUGGCCCCGGAGCUCUUGACCUUCGCUUCCGGAGACUGUAUAAUCUCUCACAGCAAAAACGUGAGGUUGUUAAAAAUAUGGGGAAGUGGUCCAAUGGGGUGUGGAACUGGGAAUUUAAAUGGCGUAGGAGGCUUAGGGGGAGGGAGGUGCAAUGGUUGGAGGAAAUGCUAGGGGAGUUAAGGGCGGUACGAUUGACUGAAAAUAAACGGGACAAGUGGGUUUGGAGUCAUGAAGGGGAGGGAGUUUUUACGGUUAACUCUUCUUACUUGUUUUUGCAGGGACAACACUUGGAGGAUGAAGAUCCUGUGUUCAAACAGGUAUGGUCGACUCCAGUACCUUCGAACACUAAAGCGUUCAUUUGGCGUUUACUGAGGGACAGGGUGCAAACACGGGAGAACUUAUGCAAGAGGCGCGUCCUUGCAAGGGGAGUGGCUACCAUGUGCCCUCUGUGUUUACAAGAGGAGGAAUCUAGUACGCACCUAUUUCUUCGAUGUGCUGCUACAAGUCCAAUUUGGUAUGCUUGUUCGGGCUGGCUCGGGUUUCGGACGGUAUUGGCACCGUCAAUACGGGACCAUCUCCUCCAAUUUCCGUCAAUUGGAAGAAACAAAGCGCAAAGGGCAGGAGAACAUGCUAUCUGGAUGGCUAUCGUGUGGUCGAUCUGGAUAAAAAGGAACAAAGUGAUUUUUCAGGGAGAUGCUUUUGACAGUGAUCAGAUUCUGGAACUGGCACAGCUGAGAGUAUGGCAGUGGCUGAGGGUGAAAAUAGAUGGUUUCAGUUACUCUUUGUUUGAAUGGAAGGAGAAUCCGGGUGUGUGCAUCUUAUCCCUUUAA
Molecule: messenger RNA, 1047 nt
Organism: Lotus japonicus
Lineage: Eukaryota; Viridiplantae; Streptophyta; Magnoliopsida; Fabales; Fabaceae
Exons: 1
Coding region: 1-1047 (348 amino acids)
Source: RefSeq, a predicted model, not a curated record